CGAGAACACUGAGAAACCCCAAGCGGAAAGCCAUCCACCACCUCUCGACCUCUCGUCGCCUCCCUUUUGUCGCCAAACCCGUUAUCCGACACCGUUAACGCGAAUACAUAGCCAAGAUGUCCAAGAAAGGUGUUGCCGGUAACAAGCUGAAGAUGACGCUCGGUCUGCCUUGCGGCGCCGUGCUCAACUGCUGCGACAACUCCGGUGCUCGUAACCUCUACAUCAUUGCUGUUACGGGUACUGGUGCGCGCCUGAACCGUCUCCCCGCCGCCGGUGUCGGUGACAUGGUUAUGGCCACCGUCAAGAAGGGAAAGCCUGAGCUCCGUAAGAAGGUCAUGCCCGCUGUUGUUGUCCGCCAGAGCAAGCCCUGGCGCCGACCUGACGGCAUCUACCUCUACUUCGAGGACAAUGCCGGUGUUAUCGUCAACGCCAAGGGUGAAAUGAAGGGUUCCGCUAUUACCGGCCCUGUCGGUAAGGAGGCUGCUGAGCUUUGGCCUCGUAUUGCCUCCAACUCCGGUGUCGUCAUGUAAACGGGUUUCAACGGGGAAAUUGGGAUGUAUUAGAACGAAAUACCAGCG
Aspergillus versicolor CBS 583.65 is the source of this 578-nucleotide messenger RNA. Its product is annotated as 60S ribosomal protein uL14. The transcript has 5 exons. Gene Ontology annotation, cellular component: ribosome; cytosolic large ribosomal subunit. Gene Ontology annotation, biological process: translation. Bases 117 to 530 code for a protein of 137 amino acids. NCBI's taxonomy places the organism in Eukaryota, Fungi, Ascomycota, Eurotiomycetes, Eurotiales, Aspergillaceae. Gene Ontology annotation, molecular function: structural constituent of ribosome; large ribosomal subunit rRNA binding. The record is from RefSeq and is a predicted model, not a curated record.